GAUUUUGACUUAUCGCUAAGAUGCUAUGUGAAUCCAACACUUGUUACAUCCAGCAUCGACCCGUCUUGUGCAAUCUCUUCAUAUUGCAUUAAGCCAUCAUGCAUAGAUCCAGCCUGCAAAUUAACUGUUUGUGUAGAGCCUUCGUGUUUCCAACCCUCUUGCUUUAAGCCUCGACUUUUUAACUCAAAAACAGCAAAAGUAAGGGGUGAACGCAUGGCUGUGAUCACUUCAGAUUCUCUUCCCAUGCUCGUUGCGGAGCCAACUUCAGCCCGAUCAAUGUCUUUUGUAGGCACACAUGAGUAUUUAGCCCCCGAAAUUAUUAGAGGAGAUGGUCAUGGCAGUGCUGUCGACUGGUGGACAUUUGGUAUUUUCUUAUACGAAUUGCUUCAUGGGAGGACACCCUUUAAAGGCAAUGGUAACCGAGAGACUUUAUUUAACGUUGUCGGACAACCCUUGAAAUUUCCUGAGGGAUCCAUGUUAAGUUUUGCUGCAAAGGAUUUAAUUCGAGGUUUGCUCACAAAGGACCCUAAAAAAAGAUUAGGAUUUAAAAGAGGUGCCACAGAGAUAAAACAACAUCCGUUCUUUGAAAGCGUUAACUGGGCUCUUAUUCGUAGUACUCAUCCGCCACAGGUUCCUAAACCUGUUGAUCUUGCAUCAUGUAAUCAAGCACUCAAGUCAUCUUUGCCUAAAAGUGACAAGGCUGCUUCUGAUUCAGACAGUUUAUCUGGUCCCUUUUUAGAUUUUGAAUUUUUCUAGCCAUUUUUGACCUGUAAUUGUUUGUUCUUAAGUUGGGCAUUAUAUUUAUGAUCAAUAAAAUCUUUUCACAAUACAAGGUCUCCCCUUUUGAUAAAUAUUAAAGAAAUGCAUGGUUUUGUAGCAUCCAUUGCCAACAUUACCUUAAAGAAAAAAGUUCUCUGCCUUUGGUGUAAAAACCGCGUUGAUGGAUUCACUGUUUGUCGAGAUUCCUGACUAAUAUCCUUUGUUGCUUUAUCUGUAGAUUCCAAAGAACAAUUUGCUGAAGACAAAUCAUCAAACAGUUUGACUGUAGAAUUGAACAAGUGUCAAUGCCAGAUACAAAUUUAUAGCUUUUUGGUGUGCUUUAAUCUUUGGGAUUCUGUUUACCUGAAUGUUUCUAAAGAUGCUUUAUUCUUCUGGUUGCACAGUCUCUUUUUCUUUUAUUUUGGUACAUAAAUGUGCUUUUAGUGAAUGCUUGUAUAAUGAG
Olea europaea var. sylvestris is the source of this 1222-nucleotide messenger RNA. Its product is annotated as serine/threonine-protein kinase D6PKL2-like. NCBI's taxonomy places the organism in Eukaryota, Viridiplantae, Streptophyta, Magnoliopsida, Lamiales, Oleaceae. The annotation marks the transcript as partial. Gene Ontology annotation, cellular component: plasma membrane; nucleus; cytoplasm. Gene Ontology annotation, biological process: protein phosphorylation. Gene Ontology annotation, molecular function: ATP binding; protein serine/threonine kinase activity. The transcript has a single exon. The record is from RefSeq and is a predicted model, not a curated record.